Messenger RNA from Microthlaspi erraticum, 378 nucleotides. The record is from the annotation of a GenBank genome assembly. NCBI's taxonomy places the organism in Eukaryota, Viridiplantae, Streptophyta, Magnoliopsida, Brassicales, Brassicaceae.
AUGGCCACUAUCUCAAAGAUCUCCGAACUUACUCCUCACCGUAAUGAUUGGACAAUAAGGGUUAUGGUUCUGAAAAAGUGGAGCGAAAUGGUUGAUGGAGGUGGUGACAUCUUACGGUUUCUGUUAGUAGAUGAUUAUGGUGGUAAAAUACCUGCAAUUGUAGGUCCAGGGACAAAUCUAUAUGCACAUUUCGACGAUGUUAUGCAUGAGAACAAAUGGAAAAUCAUAACUGGCUUUAAUGUGGAGUUUUCACCACCUGGUUUCCGAUUCGCUGUUAAUGAACAAACCAUCAUCUUGACCGGCGAAACAGACCUGCACAAUGGUUAUGGUGUUUUCAGAGACCACUACAUGACUUCAAGAGAUACAAUGAUGUCAUGA